AUGUCGGAGAGCAUCGACAAAUUUAUCAACGUGUCGAGUCUCGAGGAUUACGACAAAUACAUCCGCAGAGGUGCCUUUCUCGCGCAGUCCAAGGCAGCAUUUCCCAUGGGACGCGAGAGGCGCGAUGGCCUUACGUUGAGAGAUGAGGAACGCUAUUACCUCCAAUUGGAGGACAGCUCGCGGCGUAUCGACAAGUUCAAGCAACCCUGGCGUCUGUAUGCACUUGUAGGCGUAUGUUCCCUGGGUGCUGCCGUCCAGGGCUGGGAUGAAACUGCAGUCAAUGGAGCUCAGGUUUAUUACCGAGAGGCCCUCGGCUUGAUGGAUUCCCCAGGCUGGCUAGGGUUGGUGAACAGCGCUCCAUACAUGUGCUGUGCCUUCUCCUGCUGGCUGAACUACCCUUUGAACAGGCUACUUGAUCGACGCGGCGUCAUCUUCGUCACCUGCCUUAUCAGCUCUCUUACUUGCUUGGGCCAGGCUUUCCCUCAGACGUGGCAGCAACUCUUUGCGGCGAGGUUCCUGCUGGGCUUAGGCAUCGGCCCGAAGAGUGCAACGAUACCAAUAUAUGCCGCCGAAGCAGCUCCUGCAAACAUUCGAGGUGCUCUGGUCAUGAUGUGGCAGAUGUGGACUGCCUUUGGCAUCAUGUGCGGUAGGUUAUGGAACCACAUCCCUCUCUUCGUAGUAGCCUAUGUCUAUACUCUACCCGAAUCUCCCCGUUGGCUCCUCAUGAGGGCUAGACAAGGAAACCGGAAGAAGUAUGAAGAGGCUUUCAAUUCCCUAUGCAAACUGCGACAUACCAAGCUGCAAGCCGGGAGAGAUAUCUUUCUUAUCAAUCACCUCCUGGAAGCCGAGGAACGAAUCAUGCAACAGGAAAAGCCCUUUUCUGAGCUUUUCACGCGUGGCAGGAAUCGCAGAGCUCUGACUGCCUCUGUCAUCACGAUGUUUCUUCAACAAUUCUGUGGUGUCAAUGUUACGGCGUACUACUCAAGCACCAUCCUCGCAGACCCUCAACACGCCAGUUAUCAACCUCGAGACGCCUUAUUGAUAUCCAUGGGUUUCGGGAUCAUAAAUUUUCUUUUCGCUAUCCCGGCUAUUUGGACAAUCGAUAGCUUUGGUCGACGGAACCUACUACUCUCUACCUUUCCGUUCAUGGCCCUCUUCCAAAUCAUAAUGGUCAUUGCGUUCAAGUUGCCGGGUCAAUCUUCUGCCCAGCAUGUAUUGGUCAUUCUAGGCAUGUACCUCUUUGGUGUGGCAUAUUCUCCAGGCGAGGGUCCAGUCCCCUUUGUGUACAGCGCCGAGUCUAUGCCCCUCUAUAACCGCGACUUCGGCAUGGGCAUCGUGACGUCAGUCAACUGGUUCUGGAACUUCUUCAUCUCCAUCACAUGGCCCAAAUUCAGCUCCGCAUUCGGCACCUCUGGCGCGUUUGGUUGGUAUGCAGCGUGGUGUGUCGUUGGCUUUUUCAUGAUUCUCUUCCUCGUUCCUGAGACAAAAGACAUGACGCUCGAGGAGCUUGACCAAGUGUUUGAUCACCAUACCAUGGAUUACGUAAAGUACGGAAUGGCAGAGCUGCACUGGAUGGUUGGGCGGUAUGUUUUCGGGAGAAAGGGCUUGAAGAAGCCGCCGCCGUUUCUGCAGAAGAAAGAUCCGGAAGAGGUUUAUGAUACGAGAGGGGAGGCUUUCGAUCCGCGCGGGAUGGUGUAUGAGGAAAUACAAGAAGACAAGCGCGCGACCACCUGA
Molecule: messenger RNA, 1734 nt
Organism: Didymosphaeria variabile
Lineage: Eukaryota; Fungi; Ascomycota; Dothideomycetes; Pleosporales; Didymosphaeriaceae
Exons: 5
Coding region: 1-1734 (577 amino acids)
Biological process (GO): transmembrane transport
Cellular component (GO): membrane
Molecular function (GO): myo-inositol:proton symporter activity
Source: RefSeq, a predicted model, not a curated record